AUGCUGCGCAUCGCAACUGUCGCCGUUUUACUAGAAACUGCCCUCUCCCAGCAACUAAACCUGCAAACUAACUACAGCGGGUCAAGUUUUUUCGACCAAUGGAUAUUCAAAACGGGCAAUGAUGCCACGGAUUUCUAUGGUUUGCCUGGGAAUCAAGGAAAUGUUAACUGGACAGAUCAAGCCUUUGCAGCCGCACAAAAUUUGACUUCAGUCAACGCAGCGGGGAACGUUGUAAUCAAAGUUGACGACACCACGAGUGCCCAACCUGGAGGCACGUUCGGCAGGAACUCUGUACAACUAUUGAGCAAGACUCAAGUCCUUCCCGGUAGCUUGAUUAUACUGGACGCCAUGCACAUUCCCUUCGGAUGCUCAGUUUGGCCAGCGUUCUGGACUACGGGCGGUGCUACCUGGCCUAACACCGGAGAGAUUGAUAUCGUGGAGAACGUCAACCUUUCACCUCACAACCAAUAUGCUUUGCACACCGUAGAUGGAUGCACACACCCUACUGAUGGUGUGGAGGAGACGGGCAACCUCGUCAGCCCCAACUGCUUCAUCAACGCAACCGGCCAGGCGACGAACGAAGGGUGUCUGAUUGCUGAUACGAGCGACAACUCGUUUGGCCAGGGCUUUGCGACUAAUGGCGGUGGAGCCUUCGCGACGCUGUGGAAUGAUGACGGUAUUAAGAUCUGGUUCUUCCCGCGUAGCUCUAUUCCUUCGGAUGCCCUUUCGGCCAAUCCUAACCCAUCGAAUUGGCCCACGCCCACGGCUUUCUAUCCCAGCUCGACUUGCAACCCGGCCCAGUUCUUCGGCCCUCAGACUAUUAUUCUUGUUGAGUCUCUUUUGUCAUUUAGUGUUUUGGGACGUCCCUUCUCACAGGCCGUGCCUUUGAUUUUAUAUAUAGGAAACGAACGCGGUGCUGGUACCUUUCAAGCAACGUGCCCGAACAUGGGUAACUGUGUAGACCUCGUUACCGUACCCUCAAACUAUGUGAACGCAUUCUGGGAGAUCCGGUCGAUUACUGUCUUCUCAAAUGCUACAUCUCCCUCAAAUAAUUCUGGUCCUAGCUCUGGAUCUGGCGCAGGCUCAGGCAACUCCUCAAAUCCAGGAGGCGACAAUACGACACAAUCCUCUUCUUUGAUUAAUACUCCAGUUGCUUCCUGGAACUUACUCGCCGGCAUGGUUCUAGUGUCUGGGCUUACCCUACUAUCAUUUUAG
Molecule: messenger RNA, 1215 nt
Organism: Psilocybe cubensis
Lineage: Eukaryota; Fungi; Basidiomycota; Agaricomycetes; Agaricales; Agrocybaceae
Exons: 6
Coding region: 1-1215 (404 amino acids)
Biological process (GO): glucan catabolic process
Molecular function (GO): hydrolase activity, hydrolyzing O-glycosyl compounds
Source: RefSeq, a predicted model, not a curated record